Jaculus jaculus (lesser Egyptian jerboa) is the source of this 1098-nucleotide messenger RNA. RefSeq names its product testis specific serine kinase 2 (gene Tssk2). Gene Ontology annotation, molecular function: ATP binding; protein serine/threonine kinase activity; tau-protein kinase activity. The coding region runs from base 22 to 1098 and encodes 358 amino acids. The transcript has a single exon. The record is from RefSeq and is a predicted model, not a curated record. Gene Ontology annotation, cellular component: cytoplasm. NCBI's taxonomy places the organism in Eukaryota, Metazoa, Chordata, Mammalia, Rodentia, Dipodidae. Gene Ontology annotation, biological process: intracellular signal transduction; protein phosphorylation; microtubule cytoskeleton organization.
GCAUCGGCCGCUCCUGGCACAAUGGAUGAUGCCACGGUCCUAAGGAAGAAGGGUUACAUCGUGGGAAUCAACCUGGGCAAAGGCUCUUAUGCAAAAGUGAAAUCUGCCUAUUCAGAGCGCCUCAAGUUCAACGUGGCAGUCAAGAUCAUCGACCGCAAGAAAACGCCCAGUGACUUUGUGGAGAGAUUCCUUCCUCGGGAGAUGGACAUCCUGGCCACUGUCAACCACCGCUCCAUCAUCAAGACGUACGAGAUCUUCGAAACCUCAGAUGGGCGAAUCUACAUUGUCAUGGAGCUUGGGGUCCAGGGUGACCUCCUCGAAUUCAUCAAGUGCCGGGGAGCCCUGCACGAGGACGUGGCACGCAAGAUGUUCCACCAGCUCUCCUCGGCUGUCAAGUACUGCCACGACCUGGAUGUCGUCCACCGAGACCUCAAGUGCGAGAACCUCCUGCUCGACAAGGACUUCAACAUCAAGCUGUCCGACUUUGGCUUCUCCAAGCGCUGUCUGCGGGACGGCAGUGGGCGCAUAGUUCUCAGCAAAACCUUCUGUGGGUCGGCAGCCUACGCGGCUCCGGAGGUGCUGCAGGGCAUCCCCUACCAGCCCAAGGUGUACGACAUCUGGAGCCUGGGCGUGAUCCUCUACAUCAUGGUCUGUGGCUCCAUGCCCUACGACGACUCCGACAUCAAAAAGAUGCUGCGCAUCCAGAAGGAGCACCGUGUGGAUUUCCCGCGCUCCAAGAACCUGACGGGUGAGUGCAAGGACCUCAUCUACCGCAUCCUGCAGCCCGACGUCAGCCGGAGGCUGCACAUUGACGAGAUCCUCAGCCACUCGUGGCUGCAGCCCCCCAAGCCCAAAGCCUUGUCUUCUGCCUCUUUUAAGAGGGAGGGGGAGGGCAAGUAUCGGGCUGAGUGCAAGUUGGACACUCGUCCGGGAUCAAGACCUGACCAUCGGCCUGACCACAAACUAGGGGCCAAAAUCCAGCAUCGGCUGCUGGUGAUGCCCGAGAAUGAAGACAAGGUGGAAGACAGGCUGGCCGAGACUUCUAGAGCUAAAGACCAUCAUGUCUCUGGAGUUGAGGUGGGGAAGGCAAGCACCUAA